UAUUAUUAUUAUUAUUUUCUCUUUCUUUUUAUAAUAAUCAAUCAUUAACAUUACUUACAUUUGAUUACAUGACAUCACAAAAUAUAAAUAUAAUUUUUAAGCGUAAGCAGUCCGUUGGUAAUAAUGGCGUCGGUAGCAUAGGUGGUGCUUCAGCUAUGUCUUAUUCACCUUCAUCACAUACAAUGCCAACUUUAUUUCAACAUCGAGAUAGUUUUGUUCAUCAACGAGAACUAGAAUCUGCCUUUUGUAGUGAUUUAGUAUGUUGUGGUACUCCUGUGCGAGAUCUUCAUGAAUUAUUACACCAUUAUGAAGAACAUCAUCAUGCUCCCAUUGAAGAAGAGCCUGAGCCUAAAGAAGAAAACGAAAAUAAUCCAACUACAGAAGAUGAUAUUGUUAUGGAUGACCUUGAUUCACCUUUUCCUUUACCUACUCAACCCCAUGAACUUGCUGCGCUUACAAGUAGUCCAUUACUUCGAAAAAAUAAUUUAACUACUACAGUUAUAAAUCCUUCAACAUCCCCACCUACAACUACGUUAGAUACUGCUACAUCUUUAAACCUAAGUCCCAGUACAACUACAACUACAACUGCAACUACACCUACACCUACAACACGUACUACACUUAGUCCACAUCAACAGCAUACAGAAGAAAUAUUGAGGCAAGCAUUACCUGCUUUAGCUAAUCAUCCCUCUGUCAUUAAUGGAUCUUCACUACAAGAAAGUUUAAAUUAUUUUAAAAAUGAAGCAUUAUAUCAAACAUGUGAUGAUGGACAAGAUAAGCCUUAUAAAUGUCCUAUUAAAGGCUGUGAUAAAGCAUACAAAAAUCCAAAUGGUUUAAAAUAUCAUCAAAUGCAUGGACAUUCAGAAGAAGAUAAACUAAGUGAAGCAGAAAGAGAUGCACAAAAGCCUUACAUGUGUACUAUUGGCUAUUGCAAUAAGCGUUAUAAAAAUUUAAAUGGACUUAAAUAUCAUAUUGAACAUUCUCAUAUUGCGAAAUUAAAACAAUAUUCCUCUCCUAUUCAUAAUAGUGUAGAACACAUUUUAUUUAAUACAACAGCAUCAAAUAAUAAUGAAGCCUGGAGACCUUCUUCUGAACAGCAGCCUUUUCAAGGUUAAUAGAAUAUAAACUAUUACUUUCUAUUUAUAAAUAUUAUCUUGUAUAUAUAAUAUCGUUAUGAUCGAGCAUACUCUCUUGCACACAGACACACAUACACACACACACACACACACACACACACACACACACACACACGUACACAUACAGAAAGACACACAUACACAUAUACACACAUACACAGACACAGACAUAUAUACAUACGUAUAUAUAUACUCACCUUUUACACACAUACUAUCGAUUUUAUAUUAUAUUUAAUAUAUAAUAUUUUUAUUAAUAACAAAUAAUGCUCUUACGCAGUACAUUACAAUCUAGAUAAGUAAAGAUUUUUCUUUAAAAAUAUAAUCAGAUUCUUCAUAUAAAUAAGUAUAUAUUCUGAGCAUGUGCUACAUGUAUAUUGAGUCCUAUUAUUUUGUAUAUGUUUAUGCUGUUGACUCUAAG
Messenger RNA from Cokeromyces recurvatus, 1554 nucleotides. RefSeq lists its product as uncharacterized. The transcript is spliced from 3 exons. NCBI's taxonomy places the organism in Eukaryota, Fungi, Mucoromycota, Mucoromycetes, Mucorales, Mucoraceae. Gene Ontology annotation, cellular component: nucleus. The record is from RefSeq and is a predicted model, not a curated record. Bases 69 to 1115 code for a protein of 348 amino acids.